Molecule: messenger RNA, 2331 nt
Organism: Amblyraja radiata (thorny skate)
Lineage: Eukaryota; Metazoa; Chordata; Chondrichthyes; Rajiformes; Rajidae
Product: leucine-rich repeat-containing protein 75B
Exons: 4
Coding region: 136-1395 (419 amino acids)
Source: RefSeq, a predicted model, not a curated record
CCGGCCGGGAGGGAGGGAGGGGUGUGGAGCGGGACAGCCCUAGACACGGAGCCCCGCGGACGGAGCGGCUGGGACUGGGAUUGUUGACCCGCGGCCCCGGCCGGAGCCACAUACAAGGCAGAGGGGCGACGGACGAUGGGCUCCCGGCUGACGAGGGGCGGCGGGGCAGCGAGCCCGCGGGAGGAGCGCCCCAGGUCGGCCUCGGUGCAGGGCGUGGACCGGUGGCCGGGGGUCCGCGGCCGUGACUCGGCCUUGGCCGCCCUGCUGCUCCGGCCCGAGCGGCUGCUGUCCCCGAAGAGGGGGCCGGCCCCGUACGUGCGGAGAGUGAGCUGGAUCCGGGAAAUCCAGGCGCUGCUCCGGGAGCACCGAGCCGAGCAGGCGGUCGCGCUCCUCGGACUGCUCCGCAAGGACCUUGGUUUGGAGGGGACGUCUUUGAACGACAUGCUGUAUAAACACACAGCCUUCCUGAACCUGGUGGAUCCCAUUUCUCACGACCUGUUGAUGAGCCUGGCCCGGGACAUCCACUGCCCCAAGAAGGAACUGGAGUCACUGAAGUCUGCCGAGAAGCUUUGCCGACAGCUGAUCUACCACCUGACGCCGCACUCCAAGUGGCAGCGACAGAGCAUGUCCAGGCGCUCCCAGGCAUGCUUAAAAUCUGCGCUGCAGAAGAAAAUUGCCGACGACUCCUUGGAUCUGUCAGGAAUGCCGCUCCCGCCCAGGGAUGUGCAGCGCGUGGCGUACCACUUGCAGCUCCAGAGGGACCGCCUCACCUCCAUUGACCUGAGCUUCACCGAGAUGACGGAUGGUAACCUGCAGUUCCUGCUGCCCUUCCUGGCGGGCCUGCCCAGGCUCACCAACCUGGCUCUGAACGGAAACCGGCUGACCAAGCUCAUCCUCAAGGACAUGACGGAUAUGAUCAAGGAGCCCAACGUGUUCCCCGCGCUCUCCUGGGUGGAUCUGGGCAACAACACAGACAUCUGCUCCAUGCCCCAGCCGCUGCUGGUGGGGCUAAGGCGGCGCUGCAGUCUGCAGGGGGCCCUGCCCACCAUCCAGGAGCACACGGAGGGCCAGGUCGCCGAGCCCGAGGUGGAGCCGGGGGCCGCCCCACGCCGGGAGCAGGGGCCGGGGAUCAGCCAAUCACAGGAGGAGAAGCUAGGGGCCACUCAAUCCCAAGAGCAGGGGCCGGGGAUCACCCAAUCACAGGAGGAAGAGCCAGGAGGGGUCGCCCAAUCUGGAGAGGAGCCGAGGAUCAGCCAAUCCCAAGGGAAGGAGCCGGGGGUCAGCCAAUCCCAAGGGGCAGUGCCGGGCGAGGGUACUCAGUCCCGAGAGGAAGAUGACGACCACUGGCAGGUGCUACAGAGGGAAGCCGGAGCUCAGCAAUACUGUCAGAGGUGACUGGUGCUCGUUGUGGUCAGACAAGGCUCUGAGAAACAUGCUCGGUAACGAGGACACUGAAGCUCUGGAUCACCCUGGCCAACCAAGCUGCCAUUGCCUGUCCAAGCUCCCCUAUUUCCCCUUCCCCCCGCCCCCUCCCCCCCCCCCACACUGUUGGAGUGAAGCUCGUCUCAGCAAUGGGUCUCCUACGAGCAGGGUUAGGUCACUGACACGAAGCAGAAGAAAUUCCCUUAAUGGCCAAUUCCAUUGGCUCUCUUUAAAAAAAAAAAAGACAGAUAUUGACUUUGAUUAAAAGUCUUGCCUAGGUCUAAAAACAUCAGGGCCGUGAGCUGAGGGAGCAUCCACAGGAUAUGGGUAGGGCAGAAAUUUAAACAAGAAUCUGCUUCCCUCUGCACCUUACCCAGACACUCCCUGUAUGCGACUUUGGAAACUACAAGGAGGAGAUGCAAGGAUGACCCAGUGGGCUGGGCACUGUAGACCUGUUGUGUGGAUGGAGGGGAUGCACCCUUCCUCAUGGUGGAACCAUUAUGGCCAGCGGCCGUGAACAUCUCCUGCAUGUGUGUGCGUGCGUGCGUGUGUGUAAUAACAGCUGUGUUCACCCAGAUGUGUUCUCUGCUCCCACUCUGUCAUGCAACCGUGAUCUCUUCUUGCCCAAUGGGGAAGAGUCUAAUACCCGUAGCAGUGAUUCCUGCCUCCUGCACUCUGAGGUCGAGCUCAUCAGCCAGGCGUUACCAGCACCAUCCAAAAUCCAAUUUCCGUCUCCUUCACCUAGCAGAGCUGCGCCUUACCCUCAACUCCUUCGACUCUUCCCACUUCCUCCAGAACCAAGGCGUAGCUAUGGGCACUCGCAUGGGCCCUAGCUAUGCCUGCCUCUUUGUAGGGUACGCUGAACAAUCCCUGUUCCAAGCGUACACUGGCCCUAUCCCCGAACUCUAC